Messenger RNA from Dendrobium catenatum, 921 nucleotides. RefSeq lists its product as uncharacterized. NCBI's taxonomy places the organism in Eukaryota, Viridiplantae, Streptophyta, Magnoliopsida, Asparagales, Orchidaceae. The record is from RefSeq and is a predicted model, not a curated record. Bases 1 to 921 code for a protein of 306 amino acids. The transcript has a single exon.
AUGGCAAAAAAACUUUUGGAUCCUGGGUUCCUCGCGGGUAAGCAACCUAAAUCUUUUAGGGAUGCUUUAUCUGGCUCAACUGAUGCUAACCUAUUUCCUGAUUUUCGCAUUUCUUCGCAUCGUGGUAUGCCCUCUUUAUGGUUUUCGGAAGAGGAAUUUCUUCAUCUUGCUAAGCCUUUUGAGUUUGCUUUGGUUGGGAGAUUUCCACUCAAACGCCCCUCUUUGGAUUCUAUCUGUAAAUUUUUUUUCAUUUUGAAAUUAUCGGGGGAUUUUUCCGUCACACUUUUGGAUCAAGCUAAUGUUUUGAUUAAGCUUGAUAAUGAUUUGGACUAUGCUAGGGUUUUUGCUCACAGAUCCUAUAAGAUUUUUGGUUGUUUCAUGAAAGUUAUUAAAUGGUCCCCUGUUCUUGAUCUGUCCGAGGAGUCUCCGAUUGUGCCUGUUUGGCUCUCUUUCCCUGGUUCACUCCCUCAUCUAUUCACUUCUCGUAUUCUUUUUAGAUUAGGCUCUAUUUUUGGUAGACCGAUUCACACUGAUAAUGCUACUGCCUCUGGUUCUAGACCAUCCGUAGCUCGUGUUCUUGUUGAAAUAGAUGUCACCAAAACUUUUCCCGAUUCUGUUUGGUUAGGGCCGGAGAAGUUGGGUUAUGUCCAAAAAAUUGUUUUUGAAUGCAUGCCUAGUUUUUGUUCUUCUUGUAAAGCUUUAGGUCACAAAAAACUGGUGUGUCCUAAACGUGUAUCUAAAUCUCCACCGGCUGACCCUAAAGUUUCGGAAUAUUUCACGAAUCCUGUUUCGACUGUAGCCCCUGUUACUUCUCGUGAAUUUGGUAUUUCUGUGAAUGGUUCUGAUGAUUCUUUAGCUAAAGAUGGUCUUGAUUGUGAAAUUCCUAUUAUUAGCAAUGUGGUUGUUGCUGAUGACGAAUAA